Molecule: messenger RNA, 3123 nt
Organism: Lates calcarifer (barramundi perch)
Lineage: Eukaryota; Metazoa; Chordata; Actinopteri; Centropomidae
Gene: ppm1j
Product: protein phosphatase, Mg2+/Mn2+ dependent, 1J
Biological process (GO): protein dephosphorylation
Molecular function (GO): protein serine/threonine phosphatase activity
Source: RefSeq, a predicted model, not a curated record
CCUGCCGGAUUACAGCCUAUACGCAGUCAGUGAAGGUUUUAUUCUCUUCGCAUGAGGAAAACAUCGUGUCUGAAAGCUGUCACAUGGGGCCAAGGAGGAAAAAAAUCGCUUCCUGAAAUGAUCCUCGUCACCGGCUGUGUGUUGUUGUUUUAUUGUUUUUUUCUUUCUUUCUCUAACGUAAUCUCACACCGGGUUUAAUUUCCCCUCGUCCGGAUCUGCUUUUCUUUUCUUUUUUUUUUUUUUUUUGGCCGAGUGUCGUUGCCGAUGAUGAUCAGCAAAGUUAAAAACGCGAUGUCCACUCUGGUGGGAGGGAUGAUGCCGCACGGACACCACCACCACCACAACCAUCACUCAGGUGGCGGCCAGACCUGCGGACCGGACAGCCUGCCGCCGCGCUUCCCCUACGGUCGGCCGGAUUUCUUGGACCUCACCCCGGAGCUCCUGCAGUACUCCACCGAGCAUGCAUCACGGCCGGUGCUCGCGUUAAAGAGAGGCAGCAGGCUUCCCUGGAGGACGGGAUACGCAGAGGUGAUCAAUGCGGGGAAGAGCAUGCUCAACGAGGACCAGGCCUCUUGUGAGAAACUGUUUGUGAGGAAGCCGAGCGGCAAACACCGAAACUCCACUCUGCUGGAGGACAACGGGGAUGGAACAGGAAUUCCUCUCCACUUCUGGGGAGUGUUUGAUGGGCAUGCAGGUUCUGGAGCCGCCAUCAUGGCCUCCAAACUUCUUCACCGCCUCAUCAGAGACCGUCUGGGAGAAAUCUGCCACCUGCUGGAGAAUCCCACCAGCGCCCCACCUAUCUGCUUGGCCAAGAACGGCAGCCCGUACCAGGCAGAAACGAAGAAAGGAGCUGCACAGGAACCAGAGGACCCCGAUGCUAUCAACGACUCCUCAGUGCGCUUCCACAUGGAGAAGGCUGUCAGUCUGGAGAGCCUGGUGAUGGGAGUCAUAGAGACCGCCUUCAAACAGAUGGAUGACCUAAUUGAAAAGGAGAAGCUGUCCUAUGCCAUCUCUGGUGGGUGUUGUGCCUUAGCUGCUAUUCACUUAAUGGGGAAACUCUAUGUGGCCAAUGCUGGAGAUAGCAGGGCCAUAAUCAUACGAAAUAAUGAAGUUAUCCCCAUGACUAAUGAAUUCACACCUGAGUCAGAGAGACAGCGGCUACAGUAUCUGGGCUUCCUGAGGCCGGAGCUUCUGGGUAAUGAGUUCACUCACAUUGAGUUCCCUCGUAGGAUCCAGCACAGUGAGCUGGGCAAAAAGAUGCUCUACAGAGACCACACCAUGACUGGCUGGGCUUAUAAGACAAUCAUUGAAGAUGAUCUGAAAUUCCCCCUGAUCUAUGGAGAAGGGAAAAAGGCCCGUGUCAUGGCAACAAUUGGAGUGACCCGCGGGCUGGGAGAUCAUGACCUGAAGGUGUAUAACUCCAACAUUUACAUCAAGCCCUUCCUGUCAUGCGUCCCUGAGGUGAAAGUGUAUAACAUGGAUGAAAACAAACACGGCCCAGACGACGUCUUGGUCAUGGGCACAGAUGGAUUGUGGGACGUGACAACUGACAGGGAAGUGGCAGAUGCUGUGUCAGCCUACUUAUCCUGCUGUGACCCCUCUGAUCCCAUGAGGUAUACACUGGCAGCCCAGGACCUGCUGAUGAGGUCUCGAGGAGUGCUGAAAGAGCGCGGCUGGCGGCUACCCAAUGAUAAACUGGGCUCAGGCGAUGACAUAACUGUAUUUGUCGUCCCGCUGGCAGGGCACGAGUCAGAGACAUGAUGAGGUGUUGUAACGACCGCUAUGACAGAGCUGACUCUCAAGGGUCCUCCCCACAGUCCGUCCAACCUCCCUAUACCCUGGACUGAUGGGGCAGCGGGAGAUUUAAAAAAAAAAAAAAAAAACCUUUGUCAUAGGGAAGACUCGGGUCUGAGCAGCAUCUUCAUCAACCACUGGAUCAGACCCUGAACCCAGCUGCUUCACUUCAAGCCAUCCCAGAAUCCCAGCUCCUUCGGUCUCAGUCAUGUAACAAAAAGAUUUUCAGUGACAUUAUAAGAGAAGUCACAGCCUGUCUCCCAGACCUGAUAUUUGUGACAGUUACAAGUGAAAAAUUCCCAUGUUGUAUUUUUGUUUCCUGUUAAUGUCCAGGGCCCGACCGCUACCUUUGAACGGAUUGUUCAUUUUCAUGUCAUGUCCUAAAUGUGACACUCUUUUGUAAAAAAAAAAAAAAAAAAAGAAAAAAAAAGAAAUAUGAAAAAAAAGCCUCCCGCAGUUUCACAAUCAUAACAUGUAAAGGGGAUUGUAGAAGAGAAUAUGAGGAAACCAAAGAGAUGCCGCUAUGGCAUGAGGAUGGAAAUCUGUACAAAUAAAUACAUAAAAGAUAAACAAUAAAACAAAACAAAAAAAAAAUUACAUUCAUGUCUGUACAUUAAAGAAGCAUGGAGGAUGCAAAAACAGAGGAAUGGACCCAAACAGAAUCAGCUGAGUCUGUGUCACUGUAUUUCCUCUGUUUCAGUAAUGAUCAAUGAAUGAUGACACCUGAGGCACUUGAAAAUUGUUGCACAUGCUCUGUGGUAGCGUGUUGAUUUGUGAUCUCUUUUUAUUGAAUGUGCUCAUAAAUGGUUUAUUUUAUUUUUGUCAUCACAAUGAGGAGAGCAGAGGGUUAUGUUUGUGUUCAGUAAAAAUAAUCAAAAUAUGAAGUGACAUUUGUGUAAGUUGUUGUUUUAUGACAUGUUUUCUUUGUUUAACCCUCGGAGGAGAAAGUAAAUUGUUCUCUGUAAAUGUGCUGGUAUAGUAAGAUGUGAUGAACUUCACACAUGCCUUAUUAAGAGGUGAGGGGGACUCCAGAGUUUUUUUCUGCCGAUGCACUAAAUUUGAUCCAUGUAGAAGUGGCAAAAAAACAUUGUAUGCCCUUAAGUGUACUGUAUACUUCUUUUGUACCAUUUUUGUCAUGUCAUAUUGUUAAUUAGAUUAUCCAUAUAUUUUUAAAGACAACUUUGGUUGUGAGCAGUAUCAGAAGGUUUAUUUUGUAUGUCUCUAUCCAUACUUGUUUGUUUAGAAAGAUGUGUCCUAGAAUUCGAGCUACCAAAAUGUGAGAUAGAGGGAUAACAUGUACCAGUUUAGAAAUAAAUCCGAUUUUUCCCA